Molecule: messenger RNA, 933 nt
Organism: Dicrocoelium dendriticum
Lineage: Eukaryota; Metazoa; Platyhelminthes; Trematoda; Plagiorchiida; Dicrocoeliidae
Source: the annotation of a GenBank genome assembly
GCUAUGAGGGACGUCAUUUCAUAUGCUUUGGCGUCAUUUUGGCGUUUCUGUUAAGACUUUUCACCUAUGUUUCACGAUGUAACUCGGUCUGCUCACAAUUCCGAGAGUUCAGCCUCUGGGACUCCCUGUCCUUCUAAAGCACUCGUCACACGACGUUCCUGGCUGGCAAACCUGACAUGGGCAGAAUUUCCGACGCAUACUCGAGCGGACGUUUCGAACGAGAUUGAUCGUGCCCCAACCCUGAACGCGCUGUAUCACUUCUGUAUCUUCACCGUAUCUGGGAUACGUUUGGUUCCGCUUUUGUGUUCUUCUUGACUCCGGAGUUGUUAGGUAGGCGCAUUGGUGACGCCACCUUUCCUCUACGUUCAACGCUUUGUAUAUUGGAUUAUUUCAUGGACCAACAUCUGCUCUCACACAUUCGCACCUGCGCGCAUGCCAUUUGCCCACGUCGAUCACACGGAUUCCGCCGUUCCAGCUGUGGGGGAUUUGUCGCAGCGGGGUGGUGUUCCUUCUCACCAAGUGCCUUUAGUUGGGCAGCUAGAAAAAAUCAGCCACUUUACUCCUCAUCAGCUCCUCCGUCCAAGUGGAGAACCUGUGCCAGACCCUGUCCAGCUCAUGGUUCUGCAAGAUUUUCUCAGAGUUCAUGGCUUUCGCUUGUACCAGUUGAUUUUCUUCUGUCUUUCCGUCCUAACCUACGUAUCGGAUAUCGGUUCCGACGCCUAUCUCGUUUAUUCAUAUCAUAAGCGUGGGAACUACUACUGGUCUUAUUUGACUCUCGCGCUUCUCAUCAUACCUGCCGUGGUUAUGACAACUUUUAGUUUGGUUUGGUACGUCCUGGACCGGAAGUUGAACGUGGAACCACCGCGUACCUGCCGCGCUUGGACGCUCCGAUUAUUCUUUCAUGGGCUACAAUUAGCCCCGCUGGUUCGGUAA